This is a messenger RNA of Galendromus occidentalis (western predatory mite), 1160 nucleotides long. Its product is annotated as optic atrophy 3 protein homolog. Lineage: Eukaryota; Metazoa; Arthropoda; Arachnida; Mesostigmata; Phytoseiidae. Gene Ontology annotation, biological process: regulation of lipid metabolic process. The coding region runs from base 401 to 1018 and encodes 205 amino acids. Gene Ontology annotation, cellular component: mitochondrion. The transcript has 4 exons. The record is from RefSeq and is a predicted model, not a curated record.
GACGGAGAGCCUUGGUCAUCCUGAGUCUCGGUAAAAUAGCUCACUAAGCUGUGCGAAGUACCUACCGUAUUAUCCUUGGUCUUGUGGAAUCUCUGGACGCGCUCAGGCACGACGAAUGGAAGAAUGUGAAAACCCUUGGAAUGUUCUUUAGCCUUCUCUCGUUGUACGGUAUGCGCGACCUCCAUCGUGUUCUACGUCUGUGAGAGACAACGUCCGGUCAUUUUCGUCCGCAACUCGAGUCCUGUAUCUAUUGAAUUGCCCUCUCUGUCAGGAGUACUACCAAAUAUUUCAAGGGGGAAUCGUAAGGAUCUCUUUCCCGCGUCUCGACGGUGUCGGAUCGGUUCUCUCCCAACCAGCGGGACACAGAAUUUAUUCGGGCGCACGGUUUUCGGUACAGAGAAUGGCUGUCGGCGCUUUCCCGAUCGCCAAGCUUGCGGCGUUGGCGAUGAGACAGUUGUCGAAGCCACUCGCCGCUCGACUUAAAGUUAAAGCCAAAAGUUCCCCGUUCUUCCGGAAACACGUUUGCAUGCCGCCUGCACAACUCUAUCAUUGGUGCGAGGUUAAUGUCAAAAUGAGACUGCUCAACUUGGGGAAACCGUCGGCUGUCAAACCAUUGAAAGAAGUCGAGGCCAUCGAGCUAGGGGCAGAGCUUCUCGGAGAAUGUAUAAUUUUCACAAUUGCUGCGGGGACGAUCAUUGCGGAGUACGUCCGACAGUCGCGAAACGCCAGAAACGAGGAGAAUUUCAAAGAAGACAGAUAUCACAGACUAACACAUGAUAUGGAGGAACUUCAAAUAACAGUUUCACGGCAAGAGGCGGAGAUCCGUCACUUGACUAGAGUUCUCGGGGCCCGUCCGUCGCAAACUGUUCCCACUGUCUUCACAGAUCCAAACGCGAAGAAGGAGACGAACAUUUAUGUCAGCCUCGAAGAGGCUGCGAACGACGCUCAAAAAAUUCUAGGAUUUGGCGGGAGCGGAAACAGUAAAACAUCACGGGCUGGAACCCCUAUCGACAGAUAGUUCACCUGCAGGCCCUUACCGGCACGAAGGAACCCUUUUUCACCUGGAAGGCAGCGGCGAAUCUGUACAGAGUCCACGCAUUAUAGGAAAAACUAUUCCGGUUCAAUAAACAGCAUCUUCUCUGGAUCCUUGCCCGAGGGAA